Molecule: messenger RNA, 2116 nt
Organism: Procambarus clarkii (red swamp crayfish)
Lineage: Eukaryota; Metazoa; Arthropoda; Malacostraca; Decapoda; Cambaridae
Product: protein obstructor-E
Cellular component (GO): extracellular region
Molecular function (GO): chitin binding
Source: RefSeq, a predicted model, not a curated record
GUCCGCCGGUCAGUCGACACCGUGAACUCAGCAAGUGAAGAUGUACACAGCAGCGCUCCUUCUCUCCAGCGCGGUGGCUCUUGUGGCGGGCCUUCCGCAGUUCGAAGUGGACGCCGAAGAGCCGUUCCUGGACAUCGAGUCUCCGUCCCCCAGACAUGAAGAAUUCAACUGCGUGGAGGACGGCGUUUACGAAGACCCGGUGCAGUGCGACAAGUACUGGGUGUGUGAGGGAGACUACGCCACCCCGAGACUCUGCGACGAUGGGCUUGUCUUCGAUGUCCUCAAGGCGAAGGCGGGCAGCGCCGACCCUUGCGAGUACCCUUAUGUGGCCGACUGUGGCAACAGGCUCAAGCUUCAGAAUGCAACGUACCCCAGUAAGUAUUGCCCACGCAGUAAUGGGAUCUUCGCGGACCCUAACCCAGCUAUCUGCACCCGCUUCUACACCUGUAUCAAGGGCCUCCACACUGUCACAGACUGCACUUCGGGACUCCACUUCGAUGAUGUGGAGGGGAUUUGCAACUGGCCAGACCGUGUAGGCAGGACCGGCUGUGAAGAGGACAAGAUGGCUUCCUGUGCCAACAACGGUGCUUUCUGCUGCACGGGGGAGAGGGUCAUCAACUCCCAGGGGGUGGAACUACCCCACCCGACCUACAUCAACCCUGACGACUGCCAGAAGUUCUACGUGUGUCUGAAUGGCCAGACGCCGCAGGAGUCCUCUUGCAGCCUGGGUCAAGUCUACAAUGAGAAGACGAUGAUGUGUGAUUUUCCGGAGCAUGUUCCCGAAUGUGAGGGUUGGUACAAGAGCAACCCUUUGUUCGACGUCCUCUAUGACGACGACGACGGCGAUGGCCUUAAAGACUUCGGGGAUCGUAGGGACUUCACUCAAACUUCCAUCAACUAACGUGCAUGAAUCUUCGUCGUCUGCUCCUUCCUUCCUUCCCUCCUGUCACCUGUCCGUCAUGCCUCCGUCAAUCACUUUGCCAGUGUCAUAACUUCCCCCGUGGCAGGACGUCUUCUUAAUCCUCCACUCCCAAGAUCUUCACUAACUUGAACAAAACAAUUAUCUUCACUAACUUAAUAACCGUGUGUGUGCUCAACGUGCUGUUGCAAGUAUCUUUUGCUCUACCAAAACAUGGACAACAGAGAGACGUCAAUCGUUACUCCUCUCUCCUUCAACUACUAUCCCUUCAAACUACCACUUUCAAGAGAAGCCUGUUUAUAAUAUAAUGCACUAUACCCACUUAAACACUCCAAUCCUCCAUAAAAUCAACUGUGUACCUUCGUGUCAGCUGUUUACCUUAUUCAGUCCACUACACCUGUGUCCUCCAUCGUGACAGCUGUUUACCUUAUUCAGUCAACUACACCUGUGUCCUCCUCCUCGUGUAUUGGGUCCCAGUGGCCAAGGUGACUUCUUCCCUCUGGGAAUGUUUUCUUACCCUCGACAGCCUGUCCUCUGCGUGACGAAGCUCCAACAGCCGUGAAGGUUACGGUUUUCACAGCGCGGAAUGUGUGAGUUUUUUGUCUGGCGUUCGUCCUUCGAGAAACAGGUGAAUGUUGAGAUAUUGUGGAAGAGCUUGUUUAUUCUUUGUGGCGAGAUAGUGAGUUGCAACACCUGCUAGUAAGCCAGUGGAUACAGUAACUACUGGUAAGCCAGUGGACACAAUAGCCCCUAGCUCAAUAGCCUCCAGCAUUCUUCGGUAGCUUGUGUAGUAUUUAGCUCUUAGCUGUAGCCUAGUGUUCACCUCUGGGUACAAAUACGCAAGAGACAAGAAAGCCUGAAUGAAACCUACUGUAUUCUGUAAUCUUUAUAUCUAAUUUCCAGUCUCAGUAAGAAUGGCUCCAAGGUCUAAGGAUAAAGGUGUCUCUAAUUUCCAUCAGGUUAAGACAAUGAUUCUUACAGAUUUUCUAAAUUUUCCAAAGACGUUUUCGGUCUCUUUUGAAAUAAGAUGAAAAUCUGCGUCUCUGAUAGAAAUUAAUCUCGUACAACAGAAUGUGUGUACUCACCUAGUUGUGCUUGCGGGGGUUGAGCUCUGGCUCUUUGGUCCCGCCUCUCAACCGUCAAUCGAUUGGUGUACAGAUUCCUGAGCCUACUGGGUUCUAUCAUAUCUACAUUUGA